GCCUUCACUUUAGUGACACAAGAAACAAACCUCUUCCCAGCAACUGGUCUCUCAUUUUCUACAGCUAACUUUUCUUCCUACUUGCUUGUUCUGCCUGCCUAUAUCUUUUUCUGCCCUGUGUCUUCGCUGGAAGUUUGCUGAGCUGAGGUCCACUCUAUCAGCUCUUAUCCUGACAGUUACAAGAAGAAAGAAAACAUUACAUUCCGCUAUUAAGAGUGAACUGGAGGGUCGGUCCUGCAACCUUUUUCCUUCUUAAAGGGAGAGAAGCUCAGUGUUUUUGGCAGCUUGCUGUGAUCUUUUUUUCCAUCGACUUGGGUACAGGAAUAAAGCUCUGUGAUCAUCACUUUUUGUGGGUGUGUGCAGUUGCUAUUAACAAAUAGCUGUGAAAAGUGUGAGAGAAGUUGAAGAUUAUUGUACUGAAAAAAAACUGGUUUUGCAUUUCCCUGACAGAUUUGUCACUCUUUCUGCUACAGUCAGUGCCUACUAGGUGGGAACAACACCCUUAAAAACGUAAAAAGAAACUUUAGUAUAAAAGCAAGCAUCAACUCCACAGCCAUGAUGAGUGGUAGCUUUGAGCCCAGCAGUGACGAUUACCACUACCAGCAGGCUGCAGAUGAUGAGAUGCCAGCCACAGAGAAGGACCUUGCUGAGGAUGCACCCUGGAAAAAGAUCCAACAGAACACAUUCACUCGCUGGUGCAAUGAGCAUCUUAAGUGUGUCAAUAAGCAUAUCGGUGAUCUUCAGCGUGACCUGACUGACGGUCUGCGCCUCAUUGCGCUGCUUGAGGUGCUAAGCCAGAAAAAGAUGUAUCGCAAAUAUCACACUCGACCAAACUUCCGACAAAUGAAGCUUGAGAAUGUGUCAGUGGCACUCGAAUUCCUCGACCGUGAGCAUAUCAAACUUGUUUCCAUAGACAGUAAAGCCAUUGUGGAUGGGAACCUGAAACUGAUUCUGGGUCUAAUAUGGACACUUAUCCUGCACUACUCAAUCUCCAUGCCCAUGUGGGAAGAUGAGGAUGAAGAAGAUGCCAAGAAACAGACACCCAAGCAAAGGCUGCUGGGUUGGAUCCAGAAUAAGGUGCCACAGCUGCCCAUCACCAACUUCAAUAAGGAUUGGCGGGACGGGAAGGCACUUGGUGCAUUGGUGGAUAACUGCGCUCCAGGUUUGUGCCCUGACUGGGAAGCUUGGGACCCAAAACAGCCUGUGCAAAAUGCCCGUGAAGCCAUGCAGCAGGCUGAUGAUUGGCUGGGAGUGCCUCAGGUUAUUGCUCCAGAGGAAAUCGUGGACCCCAAUGUGGAUGAGCAUUCUGUUAUGACCUACCUGUCUCAAUUCCCUAAGGCUAAGCUGAAGCCUGGAGCUCCCCUGAGAUCUAAACAAGUGAACCCCAAGAAAGCCAGGGCCUAUGGAAAAGGUAUUGAGCCUCAUGGUAACAUGGUGCUGAAGCCAGCAGAAUUCACAGUAGAGACCAUCCAUGCUGGUUUGGGAGAGGUGCUUGUCUAUGUUGAAGACCCAGAAGGGCACACGGAAGAGGCUAAGGUUGUGCCCAAUAAUGACAAGAACAGAACCUAUCGUGUCACUUAUGUGCCCAAGGUUGCAGGACUUCAUAAGGUUACUGUACUCUUUGCUGGCCAGAAUAUUGACAAGAGUCCUUUUGACGUCAACAUAUCUAUGGCUGUUGGUGAUGCAAAUAAAGUAACAGCCCGUGGUCCUGGCCUUGAGCCAGUAGGAAAUGUUGCAAACAAGCCUACAUACUUUGAUAUCUACACAGCAGGGGCAGGAGCUGGUGAUGUGGGUGUCGUCAUUGUUGAUCCUCAGGGUCGUCGGGACACUGUUGAAGUGGUUUUGGAAAAUAAGGGGGAUAGCAUUUUCCGCUGCACUUACCGCCCUGUAAUGGAAGGACCACAUACCAUCUAUGUCACCUUUGCUGGGGCUCAGAUUCCCAAAAGCCCCUUCACUGUCAACAUCUCAGAAGCUCCUGUGCUACCAGCCAGUGUUCCGCCCAUUCAGAUCGUCCCACAGUCAGUCCGCACCCCACCUGCAGAAAAGGCAAAGAAAGUCCCACCCCCUCCACCACCCAAGCCUCGCAAACCAACUAGCAAUCCUAAUGCCUGCCGUGCAAUUGGUCGUGGCCUUCAGCCCAAGGGAGUUCGUAUCAAGGAAGUUGCUGACUUUAAGGUGUAUACCAAAGGCGCUGGCAGUGGUGAGCUCAAGGUGUCUGUCAAAGGACCAAAAGGCACAGAGGAGCCAGUGAAAGUGCGAGAUGCUGGUGAUGGUGUUUAUGAAUGUGAAUACUUUCCUGUUGUACCUGGAAAAUAUGUUGUCACAAUCACCUGGGGUGGUCAUGCUAUCCCAAGAAGUCCAUUUGAGGUCCAGGUAGGACCAGAAGCCAAGGCACAGAAAGUCCGUGCAUGGGGUCCUGGAUUGGAAACUGGAAUGGUGGGAAAAUCAGCAGAUUUUGUGGUCGAAGCUAUUGGAACUGAAGUAGGAACUCUGGGCUUCUCCAUCGAAGGACCAUCUCAGGCUAAGAUUGAGUGUGAUGACAAGGGUGAUGGAUCCUGUGAUGUACGCUACUGGCCUACAGAGCCUGGAGAGUAUGCAGUCCAUGUGAUCUGUGAUGAUGAAGACAUCAAGGACAGCCCUUUCAUGGCCCAUAUCCUCCCAGCCACUAAUGAGUACUUCCCAGAAAAGGUCAAAGCCUUCGGACCAGGCCUGGAGCCAACUGGCUGCAUUGUUAACAAGCCUGCAGAAUUCACUAUUGAUGCCAGAGGAGCUGGCAAGGCAGAACUGAAGAUAUAUGCACAGGAUGCAGAUGGUGUUCCAAUUGAUAUCAAGAUCAAAGAUAAUGGUGACAGUACCUUCCUCUGUGUUUACAUCCCAGUCAAACCCAUUAAGCAUACAAUCAUCAUCACCUGGGGUGGGGUUAACAUCCCUCGCAGCCCAUUCAGGGUAAAUAUCGGAGAAGGCAGCCAUCCACAGAAUGUCAAGGUAUAUGGCCCUGGUGUUGAAAAAACAGGCUUGAAGGCCAGUGAACCAACUUACUUUACGGUGGACUGCAGUGAAGCUGGUCAGGGUGAUGUCAGCAUUGGUAUUAAAUGUGCACCAGGAGUUAUUGGCCCCGCAGAAGCAGAUAUUGACUUUGACAUUAUCAAGAAUGACAAUGACACAUUCACAGUGAAGUACACCCCACCAGGUGCAGGACGCUACACCAUUAUGGUGCUGUUUGCUGACCAGGAAAUUCCUAUCAGUCCAUUCCGUGUAAAAGUAGAUCCAUCCCAUGAUGCCAACAAGGUGAAGGCUGAAGGACCAGGACUAAACAGGACUGGUGUGGAAGUUGGCAAACCUACUCAUUUCACCAUCUUCACCAAGGGAGCUGGUAAAGCCAAGCCAGAGGUACAGUUCUCUGGAGCAAUGAAGGGAGAAUUGGUACGAGAUUUUGAGAUUAUUGACAACCAUGACUAUUCAUAUACUGUCAGAUACACAGCUAUCCAGCAGGGUAACAUGGCAGUCACUGUCACAUAUGGUGGAGACCCUAUUCCUAAAAGUCCAUUUCCUGUCACAGUGGCACCACCCCUUGACCUCAACAAGGUCAAAGUUCAAGGUCUUAAUAACAAAGUGGAUGUUGGCAAAGACCAGGAAUUUACCAUCAAUACCCGUGGAGCCGGAGGACAGGGUAAUGUGGAUGUGAAGAUUACCUCUCCGUCACGAAGACCAAUUCCAUGCAAGGUAGAAACCGGAGCCACCAAUGACCUGCAUAAUGCCAAGUACAUGCCACCAGAGGAAGGACCCUACAAGGUGGAUAUAAGCUAUGAUGGACAUCCUGUCCCAGGGAGUCCUUUCACUGUUGAAGGGGUCAUGCCACCUGACCCUUCCAAGGUUCGUGCCUAUGGUCCAGGGUUGAAAGGAGGAUUUGUUGGAAAACCAGCUCCCUUCACUAUUGACACCAAAGGAGCUGGCACUGGUGGCCUAGGCCUGACUGUAGAAGGACCGUGUGAAGCCAAGAUUGAGUGCCAGGACAAUGGUGAUGGCUCCUGUUCUGUGUCCUACUUACCAACUGAAGCUGGAGAGUAUGCCAUCAACAUCCUUUUUGCUGAUGUUCAUAUUCCUGGAUCUCCUUUCAAAGCAGACAUCAAGCCAGUCUUCGAUCCUAGCAAAGUCACUGCCAGUGGGCCUGGUCUAGAACGUGGCAAGGCUGGUGAAAGGGCAACCUUCACUGUGGAUUGCACCAAAGCUGGGGAGGCAGAGCUUACUAUUGAAAUAAUCUCUGACACUGGUGUCAAAGCAGAGGUACUUAUCCAGAACAACAGCGAUGGCACCUACAGCAUCACCUACAUCCCCACAUUCCAGGGUGCAUACACUAUUACUAUCAAAUAUGGCGGCCACUCUGUGCCCAAAUUCCCACUCCGUGUUCAAGUCGAGCCUGCUGUUGACACCACUGGAAUUAAGGUCUUUGGGCCUGGAAUUGAACCCAGAGGUGUUCUUCGGGAAGUCAACACUGAGUUUACAGUAGAUGCACGCUCAGUGACCAAGACUGGUGGAAAUCAUGUUAAGGCACGUAUUGUCAAUCCAUCUGGGGCUAAGACAGAAACUUUCAUCACAGACAAUAAAGACGGAACCUAUCAUGUGCAAUAUACUGCAUAUGAAGAUGGAGUCCAUAUUGUCGAAGUGCUUUAUGAUGAUGUAGCUCUUCCUAAGAGUCCCUAUCGGGUAUCUGUUACCGAAGGUUGUGACCCAUCUCGUGUUCGUGCUUAUGGACCAGGGCUUGAAGGAGGGCUUGUGAGCAAGCCCAAUCGUUUCACAGUAGAAACCAGGGGCGCUGGCACAGGUGGACUUGGCUUGGCCAUUGAAGGACCCUCAGAAGCAAAGAUGUCUUGUAAGGAUAACAAGGAUGGUAGCUGUAGUGUGGAGUACAUCCCAUUUACCCCUGGUGACUAUGAUGUUAACAUUACAUUUGGAGGACGACCUAUUCCAGGAAGCCCAUUCCGUGUACCAGUGAAGGAUGUUGUGGAUCCUAGUAAAGUGAAGUGUACAGGCCCUGGUUUGGGGACUGGAGUGAGGGCUCAUAUUCCACAGACAUUCACUGUCGACUGCAGCAAAGCCGGGCUAGCUCCCCUAGAAGUAUUGCUUUUAGGUCCAGCAGGCACAGCAGAGCCAGUGAAUGUUAUCGACAACGGGGAUGGCACACACACAGUUAACUACACCCCAGCGAUGGAUGGUCCAUACACAGUUUCUGUGAAGUAUGCUGACCAAGAGGUUCCUCGCAGUCCAUUUAAGGUAAAGGUCCUGCCUACCCAUGAUGCCAGCAAGGUCAGAGCCAGUGGCCCAGGACUGAAUGCUUCUGGUGUACCAGCUAGUCUACCAGUGGAAUUCACGAUAGAUGCCAGAGAUGCCGGUGAAGGGCUUCUCACAGUACAGAUUAUUGACCCAGAAGGUCGCAAACAGGAAGCCUCAAUUUAUGUGGAAGACCGAAAAUCGAGGGCAUGGGAGAAAAGCAUUCCAAAGAAAAUUGUUCCUCCCCCUGCUCCUAAGAAAGGCAUUGACCCUGAAGGAAAACCUAAAAAAGCCAAUAUCCGUGACAAUGGGGAUGGUACCUACACUGUGUCUUAUGUGCCAGACAUGACAGGGCGCUAUACAAUCACUAUAAAGUAUGGUGGAGAUGAGAUUCCAUACUCUCCAUACCGCAUCCUUGCUCUCCCAACUGGUGAUGCUAGCAAGUGCUUAGUAACUGUAUCCAUUGGAGGUCAUGGAUUAGGUACAGGUUUGGGCCCAACCAUCCAGAUUGGAGAGGAGACAGUAAUCACAGUGGAUGCUAAAGCUGCAGGGAAAGGGAAAGUGACCUGCAAGGUGUCCACUCCGGAUGGAGCUGAGCUAGACGUAGAUGUUGUGGAGAAUCAUGAUGGCACCUUUGACAUUUAUUACACGGCUCCAGAGCCUGGAAAGUAUGUCAUAACCAUCCGUUUUGGAGGUGAACAUAUUCCCAACAGCCCAUUCCAUGUGGUGGCCUGUGAUACCAUACCAAUCAUCGAAGAACCAUCAGAUAGAACACAGCUGCAUCAAGCCUACACACCCUACCAGUCCAGCUAUCCAGCAUCACCUUGGGCUACAGAGGAGCCUGUUGCCCCAGUGGACGUAGGAGAGCCCAUGCUGAGACCCUUCAACCUGGUUAUUCCUUUCACUGUGCAGAAAGGCGAGAUCACUGGGCAAGUCCGAAUGCCUUCUGGCAAGAAAGCACGCCCCAAUAUCACAGAUAACAAAGACGGAACUGUUACUGUGAAGUAUGCACCUACAGAGAAAGGGCUUCAUGAGAUGGACAUUAAGUAUGAUGGAAACCAUAUUCCAGGGAGCCCACUGCAAUUCUAUGUUGAUGCUAUCAACAGUGGUCAUGUCAAUGCAUACGGCCCAGGUCUGAGUCAUGGAAUUGUCAACAAACCAGCAACAUUCACUAUUGUUACCAAAGAUGCUGGUGAAGGAGGACUGUCCUUGGCUGUUGAAGGGCCUUCCAAGGCAGAGAUCUCUUGUAAAGACAACAAAGACGGCACAUGCACUGUAUCCUAUCUGCCCACAGCUACUGGAGACUACAACAUUAUUGUCCGGUUUGAUGACAAGCACAUCCCUGGCAGCCCCUUCACUGCCAAAAUCACAGGAGAUGACUCCAUGAGAACAUCACAGUUGAAUGUGGGUACAUCAACUGACGUCUCCCUCAAGAUUACAGAGACAGACCUCAGUUUGCUGACUGCAAGCAUCAGAGCACCAUCUGGCAAGGAAGAGCCCUGUUUGCUUAAAAGACUGCCUAAUAGACAUAUUGGCAUUUCCUUCACCCCCAAAGAGGUAGGAGAACAUGUGGUGAGUGUAAAGAAGAACAACAAACAUGUUACCAAUAGCCCCUUCAAAAUCAUGGUUGGCCCAUCUGAGAUCGGGGAUGCCAGCAAAGUGAAGGUUUCAGGAAAAGGUUUAAUUGAAGGUCGCACCUUUGAGGUGGCAGACUUCAUUGUGGACACAAGAAGUGCUGGUUAUGGAGGACUUGGAUUGUCAAUUGAAGGACCGAGCAAAGUAGACAUAAACUGUGAAGAUGUGGAAGAUGGAACCUGCAAGGUGACGUACUGCCCUACGGAGCCAGGAAAUUACAUCAUUAACAUCAAGUUCGCAGAGAAGCAUGUGCCAGGAAGCCCAUUCACUGUGAAGGUAACAGGAGAGGGACGCAUUAAAGAAAGCAUCACCAGGAAACGGCUAGCUCCCUCUAUUGCAACCAUAGGCAGCACCUGUGAUCUCAAUCUCAAAAUUCCAGGAAACUGGUUCCAGAUGGUCUCAGCCCAGGAGCGCCUCACCCGCACUUUCACUCGCAGCAGCCAUACCUAUACCCGUACUGAGCGCACUGAGAUCAGCAAAACUCGUGGUGGGGAAACCAAGAGAGAGGUCCUGGUAGAAGAAUCCACCCAGGUUGGAGGCGACCCAUUCCACAACGUCUUUGGUGACUUUCUGGGACGUGACAGCCUUGGUAGCUUCAGCAUCGCCAGGCAACAAGAGGGAGAAACAGGCACACAGGAUAUGAUUGCCCAUGUCACCAGUCCAGCAGGCAAGACAAGUGAUGCAGAAAUUAUUGAGGGAGAAGACAGUACCUACAGUGUUCGGUUUGUCCCACAGGAAAUGGGACCUCACACAGUGAACGUGAAGUACCGUGGCCAACAUGUCCCUGGCAGCCCCUUCCAGUUUACUGUUGGGCCCAUGGGAGAAGGAGGAUCCCACAAAGUGCGAGCUGGUGGAACAGGUCUGGAGAGAGGUGUUGCUGGAGUUCCAGCUGAGUUUAGCAUAUGGACCCGAGAAGCUGGUGCAGGAGGUCUGUCAAUUGCAGUUGAAGGUCCAAGCAAAGCAGAGAUUUCUUUUGAAGAUAGAAAGGAUGGUUCUUGUGGAGUUUCUUACACUGUUCAAGAACCAGGUGACUAUGAAGUAUCGAUUAAGUUUAACGAUGAGCACAUCCCUGACAGCCCUUUCAUUGUUCCUGUUGCAUCCCUGUCUGAUGAUGCACGGCGACUCACCGUCACAAGCCUUCAGGAAACUGGAUUAAAGGUCAAUCAGCCAGCUUCCUUUGCAGUACAGCUGAAUGGAGCUCGAGGUGUAAUAGAUGCUAAAGUGCAUACCCCUUCAGGUGCCAUUGAGGAAUGCUACGUAUCUGAGCUGGACAGUGAUAAGUACACUAUUCGAUUUAUUCCCCAUGAGAACGGAGUGCAUUCUAUUGAUGUAAAGUUCAAUGGCAGUCAUAUCCCUGGCAGCCCAUUCAAGAUCCGCGUGGGUGAGCAGAGUCAAGUGGGAGAUCCAGGCCUUGUUUCUGCAUAUGGACCUGGGCUCGAAGGUGGAACCACAGGUGUGCCUUCAGAAUUUAUUGUCAAUACAGCUAAUGCUGGCUCAGGGGCACUUUCAGUUACAAUUGAUGGACCUUCUAAAGUGAAGAUGGAUUGCCAAGAGUAUGCUGAAGGUUAUAAGGUCACGUACACUCCAAUGGCUCCUGGCAGCUACCUGAUAUCCAUUAAAUACGGUGGACCUCAACACAUUGUAGGAAGUCCAUUCAAAGCCAAAGUCACAGGAGCUCGCCUUUCAGGUGGUCACAGCCUACAUGAGACAUCAACAGUACUGGUAGAGACAGUCACCAAGUCCUCUACAGUUGGUGCAUACAGUGCUUUGCCCAAGUUUUCAUCUGAUGCGAGCAAGGUGGUCUCCCGAGGAGCAGGCUUAUCAAAGGCUUUUGUGGGACAGAAGAACACCUUUACCGUAGACUGUAGCAAAGCAGGUACUAAUAUGCUGAUGGUAGGUGUCCACGGCCCAAAGACACCCUGUGAAGAAGUAUAUGUGAAACAUGUGGGAAACAGAGUGUACAAUGUAACCUACACUGUCAAGGAGAAGGGCGAUUACAUACUUAUUGUCAAAUGGGGAGAUGAAAAUGUACCAGGCAGUCCCUUCCAUGUCACUGUUCCUUGAGCAGAACUCCACAAAUAAACUACGAUGGACUUCUCACAUCUUUACAUCCUGCAAUGCACUAAGCAUUAAGAAAAAAAACUUUUAGGUCUAAUUUAAAACAAACACUAUGCAAUGAAAGCAUCUGCAUACUAUUUUUUUACCUGAUCACUAAGGACAUUUUGCCUGUGCAUGAUGCAGUAGUGAUGUCACAGCAGAAGAUAAAGCACGCACUAAAAAUUUAUAUAUUGAACUGCUCUAAAUUUUUGCCUUUGUUUUAGAAUAUGUGUGUUUUUUUUAAAAUAAUGGAUCUUUAUCAUCUUAAAUCUGUUUACCUGAAGGUUUUUUACAACAUUAAAUACAAAGAUUAAAAAAGUGGGUGGGAACAUAUACAUUAGACAUAUAUAUUUUGGGAGGUCAGUGCCUAGUUGAAUUAUGUAUGUUUGUUAUUUCUUAGUUUCAUUAAGUUCUGUAUAUUUUAUUUAAGUGAGCAAUUUAAAUUCUCCUUUCUUAGGAGCACUGUAAAGUGAUUUGUAUGGGUUUUGAGAGAGUUUUUAUGAUUACAAUCCAAUAAGCAACAUUUAAAAGACAAAUGACUGAAAUGGUUUACUGUUAACUUGUGUUAACUUUACAGACUUCCUACUGCAGUACACUGGAGCCCCAAACAAAUGAAAGGGGUUACACAAAUAUAUGUUAUGUAGAUGUUAGCUGUUUGUUUCUUUGGGAUCUAGAUGUAUGGUUUGAUUUUUCUUUAAGGAAAGACUACUGUGAAUUUUCAUAAUUCACAUGGCACUGAUCUACACUGAGCUACAAUAACCCUGUGUAUAACUUAGUCACUGGCCAUUUGACGAGGAGACUUAGAACACAAACAAAAAGGCCUGAGUGCAUGCUGUCUAUGAAAGACCACUUACUUGUGUCCUAGGCCUCACCAGAAAAAAGGGCCUGCAGGGAAAUGUCUAUGGCAAUGAAAGUCACUGUGAUCAAAGGUAGAAAUAAGACAUCCCUGUAUUUACAAAACACAGGAGUAUCCCAUGAGUCUUACAGCUUAUGGUACCUAUUUAAUGAAACCAAAAUAAAUGGGGAGGGAGGGAGGGAAACAAAACUAUUUUUCUGUGAACAGUUUAAAAGGUGGACUUAAAACUGUGUUAUGGAGUGCCAUUUUCUAGUAACAUGUUUUUGUAUGUGAAAAGAAGAAGAAAAUAAUUGUUUGCUAUAUACCUGUUGUUUGGUAAGAAAUUGCAGACACAAAUAAAGUUUAUUGUUAAUAUGC
Molecule: messenger RNA, 10213 nt
Organism: Protopterus annectens (West African lungfish)
Lineage: Eukaryota; Metazoa; Chordata; Ceratodontiformes; Protopteridae
Gene: FLNC
Product: filamin C
Exons: 50
Coding region: 556-8967 (2803 amino acids)
Biological process (GO): actin cytoskeleton organization
Molecular function (GO): actin filament binding
Source: RefSeq, a predicted model, not a curated record